ACCCCAGGCUCAGACAGACACAGCAGGAAGGGGCCUGAGAGGCUGACAGAGGCAGGAUGGGUGCAAGGCAGGGGUGGAAGGGAGGGACCAGCCCGGGCUGCACCAGUGGGAGUGGCUCCACCCUUCCCACCUCAGAGCCAUGGGGAGCCAGGGUUCUGGCGGGAUGCCCUUGGUGCAGGUUCCCUACACAGUCCUGCUGCUGCCGCUGGGAACAAGCCGCCAAGACCCGGGGGCCCAGAGCUUCUUCCUUUGGCUGCAGAGGAUGCAGGCUCUGGAGAGAGAACAGGAUGCCCUGUGGCAGGGGCUGGAGCUGCUACAGCAUGGCCAGGCCUGGUUUGAAGACCGUCUGAAGGAGGCACAGCAACAGCAGCUGCAUCUAGGGGCCCUUGGUGAGAAUUUUCUAACAGAUUUACACUCAGAGCCUGGUGGCCCCCCAUUAGCCCAGAUUCAAAAGGUGAACAUCUGUUUGCAGAAUCUGAUUCAUGAGAAGUUCUCCCCAAGUCCACUGAACAAGGCUAGUUCCUGCACCACCCAGGAUUCAAAGGAAAGACGAAGGAAGCAGAACUUGUGGCGGCAACAGGAGUUGUCAAGGCAGCAGAAAGGAGUCACCCAGCCAAAGGAGGAGGUGGCUCAGCGGGGCUGCACCAACAGGCCAAGAGGCCCUACCCGUGUCUGAACCCUCCUCUCACUCCCCUAAGCCUGGUGAAACAGUCAGAAGCCCCAGGCUCCUUUUUCUGUUUCUUAACUCAACAGCUAAAAAAUGGCUCCAGGUAGUGAGUCAAUGAAGUUCAGACAUCUUGGUGUAAUGUUUGUCCUCUGCUCCUGAAAACUUCACCUUCUUGGUGUCUCACGUCCUCAUUCUCCCCUAUAUGACGUGCAAAAAUGAUCUUUCUUUGAAAUUCCUCUGGGGAGAAGACAUGUUUAUUGAAACUGUCCUUCAGCCUUAAAUACAAAAAUAAAACCAAAGCUGCUCCAGAAAGCAACUUUCUCCAAAAA
Molecule: messenger RNA, 996 nt
Organism: Piliocolobus tephrosceles (Ugandan red Colobus)
Lineage: Eukaryota; Metazoa; Chordata; Mammalia; Primates; Cercopithecidae
Gene: SAPCD1
Product: suppressor APC domain containing 1
Exons: 5
Coding region: 140-676 (178 amino acids)
Source: RefSeq, a predicted model, not a curated record